CUGGACAGGAGGGGGUUCGGCGCCGGGACGGGAGUGCAGAUGGACGGCGAGCCUCGCUGCGAAGCCCAGGACGAGGGUGCAGUACCAGACGAGCAGUCACCAGGGGGCACCCUGCCUUCUGCACUCCACAGACCCAAAAGGGAGAGAAAGCAGCGGAGCUACACGUUGUGUGAGGUCUGCAACAUCCAACUCAACUCACCCGCACAGGCCCAGAUCCACUACAACGGCAAGUCCCACCAGAAGAGACUCAAGCAGAUCAGCAAUGGCAAGAUGCCAAGUAACACAGGUACGUCGGCCCAGGGCAGCCCCCUCCUGGCUUCCCUCCCCGUCCCAGGACGGCCCCUGCAACCUCAGCUCGACCUCAAGCACCUCCUGCCCUUCAGACUCAAUGGCUCCUCUCCCCUCAGCCUCUUCCCCAACUUCAACACGAUGGACCCUGUCCAGAAGGCAGUGAUCAACCACACGUUUGGCGUCCCCCAGCCCCUCAAGAAGAAGCAGAUUAUCUCCUGCAACAUUUGCCACCUGCGCUUUAACUCAACGAACCAAGCAGAGGCCCACUACAAGGGCCACAAGCACGCCCGGAAGCUCAAAGCCAUGGAGGCGCAGAAGAACAGGCAGCGACGAGCCGGGGAGGCCUCAUCCACGGGGAGGGAGAGAGACCGAGACCGGGACCGGGAGCGGGAACGGGAACGAGAUCGGGACCGGAGCAAGACGUCCACAUCCGAGGCAGCGCUUCCCGCGCUCAUGGAUACGAGCUUAGUGGAGGGAACAAGUCUUCAGCCUGAUUUAGACCCAGCCAACCUGGAAGUGAAGCUCGAGGAGAGUCCCAGGAGCUCAGUUAUGCUGACGCCGGUAUCAGAGGUCUCCUCUGUGGAGCUGGUCACCCUGUCCCCUCCUCAUAUUUCACCUUCCUCACAGCUCUCAGAGACUGCCUCAGACACCAGUGCCCCCGAAGUCCCAGAGGCUGCCGAGGCCGCGGGCCCAAACACUGAGUCGGGCAGCCACGCAGACACGUCCAGCACAAAUGGGGAGCCACGCACAGACGAGGACAAGGACCCCAAAAAGAGCAAGGCUCACCUCCAUUGUCCUGUCUGUAAAGUCACAGUCAACUCCGUCUCCCAACUGGAAGCACACAACAGCGGUACAAAGCACAAACUGAUGCUGGAAGGUCACAGUGUUCUGCCUCGACGCAGGGGGAAAGUGGUGGCAGCCCGCGCUGGCUGCAAGAGCAAGCGACUGGGCAGCAAAGGCAGCGUCGGCGUGCCCAGCAAGAACUUUCAGUGCGAAGUGUGUGAGAUCUUUGUGAACUCUGAGACCCAGCUGAGCCAGCACAUGAAUAGCAGAAGGCACAAGGAUAGGCUGGCCGGAAAACCACCCAAACCCAAAUUUACCCCCCACAGCAAGAGCCAGCCAAGCUCCAGCUUAGCGACCAAACUGGCCUUGCAGAAGCAGCUGACCAAGAGCUUGACAACUGGCUUCCUGCCCAGCCCCCUCACCCCGCCAACCCUGUGCACAGUGGCAACCAACCCGCUGGCUCUGCGCCACCCAGUGGGCACCACCACCUUCAUCCAGACCCCCUUCCUGGGCCCUGCGCUGUUUCGGCCUGCCCCGGGGCCACUGCGGGCCACACACACACCCAUCAUCUUCUCCCCCUACUAAAGACUUGACCCACUUCCCAUUUGAGCUCCAACCUCGUCCCUUUACCAAACCCCAGGCCCUCCUUCAGUGUGACCCACGUGACAAGGCCACACGCAAACUAUGCAGCCCGCCUGACUUACGAUGGAAAGAGUGCACAAGCCCUGACGCUCGGUAGGCCUUUAGGCCUGAGAGCUGUUCCUAUCAUAAAGGCCAAGAUCCCCCGUCAUGCCUUCUUUCUGCUCCUCUUAUCAUGACCGAAGGAGGAGGACAGGCCUCCAGACAGUGACUGGCGCACAGAGGCCGUUUUUAUAGCCAUUUCAUGGGUCAAAGUGGGAUUAUGGAUAUUAUUGUGUAAUUUAUUAGAGAACAAAUAUAGACAAGUCUAGAUGUAUGUUUAGUGUGGUUGCCACAAAAUAAGGUCCCUUUACUUGAUGCUCUUUAAAAGCGUUUUUAACUUAUUGCUUUGGGGGGUUUUAUGAAAGGUGGGAAGACCGUAGUUCAUUAAAGCAGCUGAACAUGAGUCAUCCUCCUGUAUGGCUGGACGGGCCCAUCUCAUUGAUCACUGUUUUCCGCUAACUAGCUUAAAGGAUGCUCUGAGGUCAAUUUCAUCUUGCAUAUGGUAAUUAUCAGACAGCUCUCUGGACAAGCACCCCUUGUUAAAUUAGAACAUUUCAAGGACGUUUGUGAGUCCUCAUUGUGGGCGGUACGUGAAGCUAGAACUACACACUGUAUGUCCAUUAAAACCCUGCUUUAGCACCAUUUUGCACCUCAAGCCUUCUCCCAAACACUUUCCCGAGCCCCGACUGUAUAAUUAUAACAUUUCUUUCUUUCUGAGUCACAGCCAUAGUCAGAGCCCUCCAGAUUUCUUUUCCUUCCCCGUUUCCCCAGGAUUAAGCACUCAUUAAGGUCCAGAAAAGGUCAGCUUGUCAACUUGACUUUGUUUCAAUUUGCAAAUCUGUCUUCGGAAUGAUUUUUUUCCUUUUCUUUCCUUUUUUUAUUUUUUGCUCCAGCGCAUCGUUCAUGCAAGUGCAGCUUGGACAUUAUGCACUGGCCGAGCUAGCAUGAAACAUU
Molecule: messenger RNA, 2709 nt
Organism: Chelmon rostratus (copperband butterflyfish)
Lineage: Eukaryota; Metazoa; Chordata; Actinopteri; Chaetodontiformes; Chaetodontidae
Gene: znf385c
Product: zinc finger protein 385C
Exons: 8
Coding region: 40-1659 (539 amino acids)
Cellular component (GO): nucleus
Molecular function (GO): zinc ion binding; nucleic acid binding
Source: RefSeq, a predicted model, not a curated record